Daldinia decipiens is the source of this 1985-nucleotide messenger RNA. RefSeq names its product actin-related protein, ARP1 class. Bases 396 to 1538 code for a protein of 380 amino acids. NCBI's taxonomy places the organism in Eukaryota, Fungi, Ascomycota, Sordariomycetes, Xylariales, Hypoxylaceae. The record is from RefSeq and is a predicted model, not a curated record. The transcript is spliced from 3 exons.
GUGAAUUUGAAGCUUCGCCGAAAAAUUGUCCCAAGCCGAUCGCCAACGCUGCACACAACCUUCCCACUUGACGACCACCGCACAAAAUGCUUCUUGGACUUACGAGGUGACGACCGAACCCUUUCUUCUACAUCCACUUGCUAUUUUAUAGUUAAUAAUAAUACUCUUGAACCUCCGAAUUCGCUUCAAACUGCUACAAACCCUUGUGGCCAAUAAACAGGAGGACACCGACUUUAUCUGAUUGUAAUUUGCGAAAGUUACGGCUUAGCAGUGAAGAGCGAAAACUCGCAAUUCUCAGAUUCGAAAGGGAAGGAUUAGACGGUUAAGGGUCAAGUGCAAAGGGGAGACGAAAGUGAAUACAUACGAAGAGCUGCUUAAACGCCCAGACGCCCACAAUGGCAGACUCCCUCCACAACGCGCCCAUUGUACUGGAUAAUGGUUCUGGUACGAUUCGGGCAGGUUUUGCAGGAGACGAUCUACCUAAAUGUUACUUCCCCUCCUUUGUAGGUCGACCGAAGCACUUGCGAGUGCUUGCCGGUGCUUUGGAAGGCGAGGUAUUCAUUGGCCAAAAGGCGGCGACCGAGCUGAGAGGACUCCUAAAGAUAAGAUACCCUUUAGAACAUGGCAUAGUCACGGAUUGGGACGAUAUGGAGAAGAUAUGGGAGUAUGUUUAUAGCGAAGGACUCAAGACUAUCAGCGAAGAGCAUCCUGUCCUCUUAACCGAACCACCACUUAACCCGCGAGCAAAUCGAGAUACGGCAGCUCAGAUACUCUUCGAAACCUUUAACGUUCCCGCCCUAUACACAUCUAUUCAAGCUGUCCUCUCCCUCUAUGCUAGCGGACGUACCACGGGUUGCGUGUUAGAUUCGGGUGACGGUGUCUCGCAUGCGGUUCCUGUGUACGAGGGAUUUGCGAUCCCCUCCUCCAUGCGCCGUAUCGAUGUUGCCGGCCGUGACGUUACUGAAUACAUGCAGACGCUGCUGCGCAAGAGUGGCUACGUCUUCCAUACGAGCGCCGAAAAGGAAGUUGUGCGGUUAAUUAAGGAAGCUGUUUCGUACGUGGCUUUAAACCCUAAGCAAGAGGAGAAGGACUGGCAGAGCGCGAAGUUAGACCAGGGGAAAACGGCAGAGUACGUGCUACCUGAUGGUAACCGACUGCGCGUGGGUCAGGAGCGUUUCCGUGCGCCCGAGAUCCUGUUUGACCCUGAGCUCAUCGGGCUGGAGUAUCCGGGUAUUCAGCAGAUCGUAACAGACGCCAUCAACAGGACAGAUCUGGACCUACGCAAGGCGCUAUACGCCAACAUUGUGCUGUCUGGCGGUAGCACCCUAACUAAAGGGUUUGGUGACCGCCUGCUGAGCGAAGUCAAGAAGCUGGCUGUCAAGGACAUGCGGAUCAAGAUCUUCGCACCGCCCGAGCGCAAGUACUCGACUUGGAUCGGAGGUAGCAUUCUUGCGGGUUUAAGCACGUUCAGAAAGAUGUGGGUUAGCAUCGACGACUGGCACGAGGAUCCUGAUAUCAUCCACAAGAAACUGACAUAACUUCCCUAUCUAUCUCAUUUUUCGGAAACCCAAAAAAUAGAACAAGGAGAUUUCAGAAAUCGCUACAACUCAAACCAUGGAAAGGAGGUCGAUAAGUUACGGAUUGGCGAUCUCCCGGUCCGAGUGUAUUAGAUACGAGGGGAUUUCAUGGUAAGGUAGCAUAGCGUAAGCGUUGCGAGAGACUCAUUUCCACUCUAAGCAGCAGCCCAGAGAUGUAGUAGGUAGUGUAUGGCUGCGAAGGACUCUCUAGCAAGUUGAGGCUCUCGCAAUGUCUGAAGGGAAAGAGAGGAGAGGACGGGAUGGGAAAGGAGAAGCCGGCAAGCUUGUGUGUCAGAUUAUUGGCGGAAUACUUAAGUCAUCUAUGUAGAUGAAUGAUACCCAGGCGUUGAAGAUCCCAUGAGAUGAUGAUAUAUGCCUUACGUGAUAGUGAUGAUGCAUCUACCUUAG